UUGGGAACAUGGAAGAAAGAAAUCUAACCAUCAUCAGGGAAUUUGUCCUUCUGGGACUCCCCAGCUCAGCGGAGCAGCAGCACCUCCUGUCUGCGCUCUUUCUCUGCAUGUACCUGCUCGCCACCUUGGGGAACGUGUUCAUCAUCAUGACGACGGGCUUUGACUCUCACCUCCAUUCCCCUAUGUAUUUCUUCCUCAGUAACUUGGCCUUCGUUGACAUCUGCUUAACAUCGACUACUGUCCCCCGAAUGGUAGUGAGUAUCUUGACUGGCACCAAGACUAUCUCUUUUGCAGGCUGCCUCACCCAGCUCUUCUUCUUCGUUUCUUUUGUGAAUAUGGACAGCCUCCUUCUGUGUGUGAUGGCGUAUGAUAGGUAUGUGGCAAUUUGCCACCCCUUACGUUACACUGCCACAAUGAACCUGCGCCUUUGUGUCCAGCUAGUGGCUGGACUGUGGCUUGUUACUUACCUCCAUGCCCUCCUGCAUACUUCCCUAAUAGCACAUCUGUCCUUCUGUGCCUUCAAUAUCAUCCAUCAUUUCUUCUGUGAUCUCAACCCUCUACUACAGCUCUCUUGCUCUGCCGUCUCCUUCAACGUAAUGAUCAUUUUUGUAGUAGGAGGUCUAUUGGCUCUCACGCCCCUUGUCUGUAUCCUCGUAUCUUAUGGACUUAUCUUCUCCACUGUUCUGAAGAUCACCUCUACUCAGGGGAAACAGAGAGCUGCUUCCACCUGCAGCUGCCACCUGUCAGUAGUGGUGCUGUUUUAUGGCACAGCCAUUGCCGUCUACUUUAGCCCCUCAUCCUCCCAUACGCCUGAGAGUGACACUCUCUCGACCGUCAUGUAUUCAGUGGUGGCCCCAAUGCUGAAUCCCUUCAUCUACACCCUAAGGAAUAAGGAUAUGAAGAGAGGACUUCAGAAAGUACUUUUAAGGUGUACAGUCUUUCAACAGCAAUAAUGACCUCAGGGACUGAAUUAAAUAGUACUAACCUGGUGAUAAGAAAAUGUGACUAGAUGCUCAUAAUAAUGGUGAUAAGAGAAAACAACUGCUAUUAAAUAAAUGUCUCCCUUAUGCUGGAAAUUGUGUUAAGUACUUUACACCAAUUACCACAUUAAAUCCUCUGAGUAAAUAUAUAAAAACGACAUAGCAUUCUUUAUACAGAAAGUGAAUCAUAGGGAGGGUUAAAUAGUCUGCAUACAAUUCACAGCUGAUAAAUAGUUUCUGACUCCAGUACACACAUACCUUAGUGAUGAAAAUCUCUUGAUAUAGUCCCCAAAUGCUACCAGUCAAGAUACAUUUUCCUAAACUUCUUGUUUGUGAGUUCACAUUUAGAAUUAAAGGGACAUAAACUCGAAUGUUAAUUCCACAAUGUGGUAGAAUAUCAAGGUCCUCACUUUUUAAAUAAUGUCAUCUUAAAAAUCACUCAAAUAAUUUAGUCAAGCUUUAAAGUAUGUAUGCUUUCCUCCAAUCCCCCCUCACUUCAAACAGUCAAUGAUUUUAUUCAUUGACUCAUGUCUUUGUCAUGUGUGUCCCUAAUUGAUCUCAGGCAUGGAGGAACUCAGAAUCUCCCAGCAUCUUUAUAGGGCAGAGCUUAGCUGAUAUCCCCAACUACUAGGAGUGCUUUGGGUAUACAACAUUUUUAAGGAAGAGAUCAGGUUCUCAGUUGUGUUUUUCAUGUGGGGAAUACAUUAACUUCCUUCAAAACAAAGCCUCAUGCCCAAUC
Molecule: messenger RNA, 1719 nt
Organism: Callithrix jacchus (white-tufted-ear marmoset)
Lineage: Eukaryota; Metazoa; Chordata; Mammalia; Primates; Cebidae
Gene: OR1C1
Product: olfactory receptor family 1 subfamily C member 1
Biological process (GO): G protein-coupled receptor signaling pathway
Cellular component (GO): membrane
Molecular function (GO): G protein-coupled receptor activity; olfactory receptor activity
Source: RefSeq, a predicted model, not a curated record